GUGCAACAGCUGCUGCACAUGUUAGACCCUGAGAUUGUCCAGUCCGACGAGACGCAGUUCCUUGAGAAAGAUGGUGAGGCCGCAGACAAGUUCCGCAGGAAUCAUACCAGAAGCGUGAUCGACCGGACCUUCAAGGUCCUGGCAACGAAUUGCGCACGAGAGACCUUUGGAAACCCUGAUGAGGAGGAACAAAAGGUCACUCUCAGCGAGCAAUGUAUCCAAGUGCUAAUCACUGCCUCUUUCCAGCCUUUGCUUCGGCGUCAUCUUCGCAGAGAGGUAUCCAAGGACUUUCUGAAGAUCCUGAAAGACCAUGAGACCUUGGAUACUUGGACUUGCAGGGAUGUGAACGUGGAGCUGACCUGGACAGGGCGGCACUUGGACUUGCUGCUCUCCUGCCUGAACACGGCCAGCUGCGGGAUGCGGGAUGGCACAAGGGGAGUUCAAAGGAGUUGUGAAAAAUACUUCAAUUUUUUGCGGCUAAGUCAUGAGGCUUUGCCUUAG
Molecule: messenger RNA, 501 nt
Organism: Durusdinium trenchii
Lineage: Eukaryota; Dinophyceae; Suessiales; Symbiodiniaceae
Source: the annotation of a GenBank genome assembly